Molecule: messenger RNA, 1437 nt
Organism: Penicillium longicatenatum
Lineage: Eukaryota; Fungi; Ascomycota; Eurotiomycetes; Eurotiales; Aspergillaceae
Exons: 1
Coding region: 1-1437 (478 amino acids)
Source: RefSeq, a predicted model, not a curated record
AUGGCAACUUCAGUCCGCUUAUCGCCACAGGUACAGCGGCUGCAAACGAGUUCGCCAUACGUUGAUAUCUACACCAGAGCAUUGCCCAAUCCUCUACGUUCACGACCAAUUGUGAAUCCCCUAGCGCCAACAACACACUCUCACCCGGAGCCAAGACGCUGGCAGAAUCCUGGCGGUUGGGGGGCGCGCCACAUGAACGAUAGAGCGCCGUUUACACUCUGGGACACACAGAAUCGAAAAUUUCGACUCCCGACGCAGGAAGAAUCGGCCUGGAUCCGAAACGAACUUGGAGAUGGAAGACGAGGGGCAUCUGGCUGGUUCAUGUGGAUUGAGACUACUAACCCACCGCAGCCUAUACCCCUUACUGUCGGUUGCAUGCCGGUGUACUUUGUUGGGCCUGGCGAAUCCCACUUUGAAACCCUUCCACGCGCCCCUUAUCCAAACCCUCGGGUCCUGGACCCAUAUCCUGCUGCUUUACGCUGGCCCAAAAUGCAAUUCCCAACAAAGGAACAAAGGAUUGCCAUGUUAGUCGCCCUGGCACCACUCGCAGAUGUGCAAGCAAUCCUUUAUCUCCCCAACUGGACAAUCGUGGAAUUAACACAUGGGGAUGGCCGCAACUACGAGCCAAUGUCACUUCCGGGUGUUGUCGCAGGUCGGACGACCCUAUACCACCACGAACCAGAGCCAUUUUAUAUGGCGAUGAAAGAUAAGAGCCGAGUGCGAGUCGUAGAUCCUCAACAGCACAUGGAUGCGAGUCGGCCUCUGCCCCAAGACGACGCAAAUUAUCUCAGAGAUUCGUUCCUCACACCAGGCUGUCGAUUAGAGUGUGGGUUUGGCGAUCCAGGAUCCGCAAACGAAUUUGCGAAUGUUGCGACAACUUCGGGUGUGAGGAUCGUCAAUUCCCACGGUGAGUAUGCCCUUACAGUUGUAAAUCAUGGUUUUUUACUUUCAAAUGAGGUCUACCAUCCUCGUGCGACCGCAAAUAAAAUCGGUGAAGUUUUCGACACAAGGCCUGAACUUGACAUCUCCCUUGUCAGUCUUACACCAGCGGCAACCAAAAGUUACAAGAACAGUUCAUAUUUUCAAGCCGAACCUCCUCGAGUUUUAUUGGAAGGUAAUCAGAUCGAGCAGGGUACAUGGAGCGAGCUCGAUGGAAUGAGCUCAGGCCUAGUCACCGUGAUGGCCUAUGGGAUUAUGGAUAUGAAGCCGACGCGCCCCCCUGGACAUCCACCGAUCGAAUUCAGAAAUUGGCGGUCUUAUACUGUCAGUUCGAUAUUCGGGGGUAUCAACAGCGCUAUUUCUGAGGGUAUCUGUGGCGCACCUAUUGUGAAUUGCGAUACAGGUGGGGUUGGCGGCUUCUUCCAUUUAUUUGAUGAAACCAAUUGUUUAACUGCACACCUAGAUGAUUUGGUUGCUGAAGGGUGGCAAAUAGUUUAA